Penicillium mononematosum is the source of this 279-nucleotide messenger RNA. Its product is annotated as ATP synthase subunit e. Gene Ontology annotation, biological process: proton motive force-driven ATP synthesis. Lineage: Eukaryota; Fungi; Ascomycota; Eurotiomycetes; Eurotiales; Aspergillaceae. Gene Ontology annotation, molecular function: proton transmembrane transporter activity. The coding region runs from base 1 to 279 and encodes 92 amino acids. The record is from RefSeq and is a predicted model, not a curated record. The transcript has 3 exons.
AUGGCUAGCCAGGGUGUCAAUGUCCUCCGUUACUCGGCUCUCGUUGCCGGUCUCGUCUACGGUGUCUACCACCAGUCCUCCCUCAACUCGGUGACUAAGCGCGCAGAGAUCGAGCACGAGUAUGCUCGCAAGGAGCGCUUGAUCGAGCAGGCCAAGGCGGAAUACAAGAAGAAGACCCAGCCCCAAGAGACCAAGACACAGACCAGCGGACUUAUCACGAAUUUCGAGGAUCCCAAGUUCGACCUGGAGGCAUUCUUGAAGGCUAAGGCUGGAGAGUAA